AGCUGAAGAAAGGUGCUCUUAAAUAAAAAUUUCUCUUUCCAAGCUGACAAGAACAAAGCAAGAUCGCUGUGCCUGCUUCGAUAAUGGAGAGAAAAUCAAACAGGAGAGCAAAGGAAUCUGAAGAAAACCACAGCAACUUCGAGGGCUCUGAGCAAGACAAGGACUAUAAAACGUCUCUGAUUACUCUGAAUGUUGGUGGCUAUCUGUACAUCACGCAAAAACAAACACUAACCAAGUACCCAGAUUCUUUCCUCGAAGGUAUCAUCAACGGAAAAAUAAUGUGCCCGUUUGAUGCAGAUGGACAUUACUUCAUAGACAGAGAUGGACUCCUGUUCAGACACAUUCUGAACUUCCUACGAAAUGGAGAACUUCUUCUACCGGAAGGGUUUCGAGAAAAUCAACUUCUGGCACACGAAGCAGAUUUCUUUCAGCUGAAGGUUUUAUCGGAUGCAGUGAAAUCGAGGUGGGAGAAGGAGCAGCUCGCAUCUCGAGAGACCACUUUCCUGGAAAUAACUGACAGCCACGACCGCUCGCAGGGGCUCCGGAUCUUUUGUAACGCUCCUGAUUUCAUUGCAAAAAUAAAAUCCCGAAUCGUACUGGUGUCUAAAAGCAGGCUGGAUGGAUUUCCAGAGGAGUUUUCAGUCUCUUCGAAUAUAAUUCAAUUCAAAUACUUCAUAAAGUCUGAAAACGGUACGAGACUUGUGCUGAAGGAGGACAACACCUUCGUCUGCACCCUGGAAACUCUUAAGUUUGAGGCAAUUAUGAUGGCUUUAAAAUGUGGAUUCAGACUGCUGACCAGCCUGGAUUGUUCCAAAGGAUCUAUUGUUCACAGCGAUGCACUUCAUUUUAUCAAGUAAUUACAAAGGCAGAGGAAACAAGCAUGCA
Molecule: messenger RNA, 885 nt
Organism: Centrocercus urophasianus (Greater sage-grouse)
Lineage: Eukaryota; Metazoa; Chordata; Aves; Galliformes; Phasianidae
Gene: KCTD4
Product: potassium channel tetramerization domain containing 4
Exons: 1
Coding region: 84-857 (257 amino acids)
Biological process (GO): protein homooligomerization
Molecular function (GO): protein binding
Source: RefSeq, a predicted model, not a curated record